This is a messenger RNA of Lynx canadensis (Canada lynx), 2770 nucleotides long. It is a transcript of the gene KLHL34, whose product is annotated as kelch like family member 34. The coding region runs from base 1 to 1953 and encodes 650 amino acids. The transcript has a single exon. Lineage: Eukaryota; Metazoa; Chordata; Mammalia; Carnivora; Felidae. The record is from RefSeq and is a predicted model, not a curated record. Gene Ontology annotation, molecular function: protein binding.
AUGAGUUACUUUCUAUCUUACUGUAAAGCUCACGGCGGUGCACUGCUCACCGGCUACCAGGCCCUGCGCGCGGAGGGCUUCCUGUGCGAUGUGACGCUGGAGGCCGAGGGCAGCGAGUUCCCGGCCCAUAGGUCGCUUCUCGCGUGUUCCAGCGACUACUUCAGGGCCCUGUUCAAGAGCCACACCCGGGAAUCCAGGGCGCGCGUGAUCCACCUGCACGUGCCGUCGGCGGCCGGCCUGCAGCGCCUGCUGGACUUCAUCUACACCGCCUGGCUGCCGCUCUCCAUGGACACGGUGGAGGACACGCUCGAGGCCGCCAGCUAUCUGCAAGUCACCGAAGCACUGGGACUGUGCGGUCGCUACCUGGAGCGCCAGCUGGCUCCAGAGAACUCUUGCUUCGCCGCCAACGUGGCGGCGCGCUUCGGCCUGGCGCACACGUUAGGCGAAGCCGAGCGCUGCAUCGUGCGCCACCUGCGGGAGCUGCUGGAGCGGGGCGCGGGCCCCGCGGGGCUGCUGGAGCUGAACCCCACGUCGCUGAAGGCUGUGUUGGGUGCCCCCGACGUGGCGCGGGUGCCUGAGACCUGGCUGCUGGGUCUGGCGUUGGCCUGGCUGCGGCAGGAGCCUGAGGCCGAACGCCUGGCCCACUGCACCUCGCUGCUUGAGCGCGUUCGCUUCGGCCUAGUACCUGCAGACGUGCUGCGGCGCGUGUACUCGGGCUCUGGCCUCGUGCUGCCCGCCCGGGUUAAGGGCCUCAUUAUCCAGGCCCUCAACUACCACACUGCGCCCUCCCGCCAGCCUCUCGUGCAGGGCGAACAGACCAGCGUCCGGAGCCCCCAAACUCGCAUCUUGUUGGUCGGAGGGCGCAGGGCGCGGGAGGCGGUGACCGAGGAGGUCGCGGCCCCACCGCCAGUAGCCAGGGGCAGGGGCGCCAUGGCGGAGCCCGAGGAGGAGGAGGGGGAGGAGGAGGAAGGUGAGUUGGAAGAGGAGGAGGAGGAUUGGGAGCUCACCCAAGACGUGGUGGCUUUCGACGUGUACAACCACCGCUGGCGCAGUCUCACGCGGCUGCCUGCACCGCUACUGGGGCACAGCGUGUGCACCGCAGGCAAUUUCCUGUUCGUCCUGGGCGGGGAGAGCCCUUCGGACGGCGCUUCCUCACCCCUGGCAGGCGGACAGCGGGCCGUCACGGCCCAAGUGCACCGUUAUGACCCGCGCUUUCACGCUUGGACGGCGGUGCCCGCUAUGCGAGAAGCGCGUGCCCACUUCUGGUGCGGCGCGGUGGGCGAGGCGCUCCUGGCCGUCGGGGGUCUGGGCGCCGACGGCGAGGCGCUGGCGUCGGUAGAGAUGUACGACCUGCGCCGGGACCGCUGGACGGCUGUCGGGGCGCUGCCGCGGGCGUUGUAUGGCCACGCGGGGGCCAUCGGGGACCGCGGCAUCGUGUACAUCUCUGGGGGUAAGGCGGGGAGAGGCGAGGGCAGCUCGAGCAGCCUCCGGGACAUGUACACCUUGGGCCCUGGGGAGCGAGCGUGGAGCAAGAGGGCGCCCAUGAGCACUGCCCGCUUCGGGCACCACAUGGCUGUGCUGCGAGGCGCGGUGUUCGCCUUUCUGGGGCGCUAUGAGCCCUUCUCUGAGAUCGAACGCUACGAGCCCGGCACGGACCAGUGGACUCGACUGCGGCCGCUACCUUAUGAUCGCUUCUGCUAUGGGCUGGCCGUUGUGGAGGAGACGGCGCUGCUGCUGGGCGGCCUCAAGUGGCGGGAUUCGCGGCAGGUGUCUACCCGCAACGUGGUGGGCUACGACCUCGACCUGGACCGCUGGGAGGACAUUGGCUGCGCGUUACCCUGGGCCUGGAACGGCCUCCAGUGUGCAGUGCUGCAGCUGGCUGAGGGUGGGGAUGAGGAGAGGGAGGGAGGGUUCGGAGAAACGCCAGAUUUAAUGCUGGGCUUAAUGGGUUAAUACAGUCUCCGGGCGACAGGGGAGAAAAAGUCGCGCUUGAGCAGGUUUACAGAGUAAUACGUGGGCUUUUCCUAAGAAUGGGACUCUGGGAGCAGGGCGGCUUCUGAAGUUUAAAUAUGCAAACAAGGGCUUGGCCCAACAGGAACAUUUCCCCUUAAGCUGAGAAUGGGAGACAGGAUGAGUCAAAACAGAAGGAUAUAUGUAUCUGCUUCAGUGAGCUGGAAGUCUAGGAAGACUCACGCUGGACUAGAGAUGGACUUUUGCAAAGAAGAUAUGACCCUGUUUUCCCUCUUAAAGUGUUUCCUUAGGUGCUAGACUGAUUACUUGUGCCAAACAAGGCCAAAAAUGUACAAGAAAUUAUAUACAAAACCCAGAAAAUUGUUAGCUAUAAAAGCUGUAAUAAAUAGUCCGAAAAUAUGGCAUUAUCUGAAUAAAUAGUGAAGGGAAAGUGCCUUCAUUAAAUAGCAUGAAAUCACUGUAAGGAGAGCUAUGAUUUUAUGAUCCAGAACCAUGUUUGUAGUUCUGUUGGUUUAAUAUAAAUGUAGAACUGAGAGAGAAAAAAAAAUCUCUAGGAAAGCACUUGUUUUUGGAAAAAGUAUACUAGGUUAAGUUUUUGUGUCCCUCAUCCUUAAUUCCUAGCCUGCUUUUGCCUUGGCUUUAGGCCAUUCAUUGGUUUUAUUUCAGCAGUCCUUAGCCAUAAUAAUCAGGCUCUUUUGGUUAAGCAGCACAUCUAGCAAAACCCAAACCUGUUUCUUUCAUCUUUAAAUAUUCAUUCUGCAGACAUGCCAUAGGUUAUAUUUGUAAAAAAAAAAAAAAA